Molecule: messenger RNA, 1350 nt
Organism: Ascoidea rubescens DSM 1968
Lineage: Eukaryota; Fungi; Ascomycota; Saccharomycetes; Ascoideales; Ascoideaceae
Product: auxin efflux carrier
Exons: 1
Coding region: 1-1350 (449 amino acids)
Biological process (GO): transmembrane transport
Cellular component (GO): membrane; endoplasmic reticulum
Source: RefSeq, a predicted model, not a curated record
AUGAUUGAAAAUUUCUCAGAAGGUUUAUCUUAUUUUCAAAUAUCCUAUCUAACAUUUCAAGCUGUUACUGAAAUACUAAUAAUCUGCUUAUCUGGUUAUGUUGCAGCGAAAUUUAACCUAAUUAACUCCACAACCCAAAAACAAAUAUCAAAAUUAAACAUAUCCAUCUUCACACCUGCAUUAAUUUUUAUUCAACUAGCUCAGUCUUUAUCUCUCAAAAAAUUCUUAGAACUAUCAAUUAUACCAAUUUUUUUUACUCUCUCAUCUGUCACCUCGUAUUUCUGCUCAAGAAUUGUAUCCUCAAUUUUAAAACUAAAUAAAUCAGAAACUGGUUUUGUUAUUGCCAACUCUGUUUUCCCAAAUUCUUUUGCUUUGCCUGUUUCUCUAAUCUUAUCCUUAUGCUCCACUUUACCCAACUUAACUUGGGAUAAGUUGCCCAACGAUGAUGCAGCUCAAAUGGCAAGCAGAACUGUUUUAUAUCUUUUAAUCUAUAACCAACUUGGUCAAAUUUUGAGAUGGUCUUGGGGUUAUAAUACUCUUUUGAAAAAAGUUGAUAAUAAUGAAUUGUACCAUUUAGAUGAUCCAAAUUUUAUUCCCAAUGAUAGCGAAAGAAAUCUCGAUGAUGCUUUAUCCUUGGAUAAUUCGAUCUUUAAAGGUAUAUCCUCUUCCAAGGUCCCAAUAACUACCACAAUUAGUAAUGACAAACUAAAUCCAACUGAAAGCACUCCCUUAUUAAUAUCUUCUGCAUCCUCGUCCUUUUCUUCUUCUUCCCUAUAUUCCACUCUCAAUAAAAUAAAAACAAAGGUCUUGCAGUACAUGAAUCCCCCAUUAUAUGCAAUGAUUGCUGCUAUGAUCAUUUCCUUAUUGCCUAGAGUUAGAAAAAUUCUAUUCGAAAACAAUGGCUUCUUAAACUCGACGAUAGUUCUAGCUACUGACCAGCUAGGUGCUCUAGCUGUUCCCCUAGUCUUGAUCAUCUUGGGUGCCAACUUAUAUCCAUCCAACGAUGUUCCCUCAGCAACUCCUUACUACAAUAGACUUGUGUUUGGUUCUUUAAUCUCCAGAAUGCUUUUGCCUGCUACCAUUUUGGUUCCUUUAACAUUUUUAAUUGUGAAAUAUUUGUCCAUUCCCAAUGCCACAGACCCAGUCUUCCUUCUCUGUGCUUUUGUAUUAAUUUUUUGUCCUCCAGCUUUACAAGUUUCUCAAAUUUGUCAAAUUAAUGAGAUUUAUCAAAAGGAAAUGGCUGGAGUGUUAUUUUGGUCCUAUGUUAUUUUUACUUUGCCUGCUAUUAUAUUUGCAGUUCUUUUAGCUUCACAGGCUUUAAAUUUUUUAUUUAACAUUCUUUUGGAAUGA